Messenger RNA from Cooperia oncophora, 594 nucleotides. The record is from the annotation of a GenBank genome assembly. NCBI's taxonomy places the organism in Eukaryota, Metazoa, Nematoda, Chromadorea, Rhabditida, Trichostrongylidae.
AUGGUCGGACGGCGGGCCACUCCCACGAAGUAUGUGGACUGGUUGGCAAAGCUUCGAAAGAAGGGUAGUCUCAAGUUUGUGUCACAAAAACGGGAGUUUCCUCGAUGUACUAUCAACUCCAACCAUCCCAGAGAAAGGACAUACGAAGAAAUAAUGGACAGUGUGCUAAAUUCGCCUAGAGUUACAGAAGCCAUAGCAGAUGAGGUGGCGCGAACUGGUGAACCAAUUGCCAAGGUCCAAAGUGAUGCCAAAGCCAUUAUGACGACAAUGUCACACAACUGGGGUCUCAAUAGCAUUCGAACGUUUGGCUAUGCCGUGACGAAGGUGUUCGAGCGAAUUUUCGAUUCCAUUUACGUGAAUGAGGAUCAACUGAUCAAAAUUCGAGAACUGUGUAAGACUGACUCGGUGGUGUUUAUGCCGACGCACAGGACCUACCUCGACUUUCUUCUCCUUUCACUCUUUUGCUUUGAAUAUGAGAUCCCACUCCCAGCGAUCGCUGCCGGUAUGGAUUUUACACACUCUUGGUUCAUGAGCGAAGUUCUGAGAAGAUGUGGGGCGUUCUACAUUCGGAGGUCAAUUGGUCAGGUUCGAUAG